Messenger RNA from Adelges cooleyi (spruce gall adelgid), 1169 nucleotides. Its product is annotated as PHD finger protein 7-like. The transcript has 9 exons. NCBI's taxonomy places the organism in Eukaryota, Metazoa, Arthropoda, Insecta, Hemiptera, Adelgidae. The record is from RefSeq and is a predicted model, not a curated record. The coding region runs from base 63 to 1169 and encodes 368 amino acids. Gene Ontology annotation, cellular component: nucleus.
AUAACACAUAUUAUAUUCUACUUUGCACGAUGUGACGUUUCCCCUUAAUAUCCUUCGUCGUCAUGGUGCCAUCCAGAACAAGAAGUCAACCUACGCGUAAAGACGUGAUGGUCAAACUCGGACACAAACAUAAUAAAGCGUGCAUGUUUUGCGGAAGGAAAGAAAAUAGCGAACAGCUUUAUGGCUUCUUGUAUCAGCUCAACGACAAUAUAGUUGUUCAUUAUUUUUGCGUUCUCCUUUCGUCGAAAGCCAUACAAAGAGGUGGAGCUAAUGAUGAAGGAACGUGGAGUUUUCUAGGUAAUGACAUCACACGUGAACUCCAACGAGCAUCAAAAGUGAAAUGCGUUUAUUGUUACACGGCCGGAGCGAAUAUAUCUUGUUGUUCUCUUGAUUGCGACAAAGAGUUUCAUCUACCUUGUGGAAUGGAAAACGGCUCUAUGCAUCAAUUUUUAAGUUCACACAGAUCGUUUUGUUCGCAACACAAAAUAACGCAAACAGUUGACCUACAAGCCUUGCAAGACUCUGCCGAAGUUCAAUGUGCAAUUUGUAAAGACUAUGUAAAAGCAACGGCUGAAUCGUCGUCCAUAUGGGCUCCUUGUUGUCAACGCAACUCGUGGUUUCACCGAAAAUGCAUUCAACAGUUGGCAUUAAGUGCUGGCUACUUUUUCAAAUGUCCGUUAUGCAAUAAUGUCAAAAAGUUCAAAGCUAGCAUGUUGUCUCUCGGAAUAUACAUACCGAGGAGGGACGCUUCGUGGGAAAGGGUGCCGAACGCUUACAAUGAAUUGUUGGAACGCCAUUCCGAAUGUGACGCCGAAAUUUGUUUGUGUAGACGCGCUCAAAAAAGAAAAUUCCAACAAGAUUCCGGACCGUGGCAAUUAAAAUUAUGUUAUACAUGUGGCUCGAGUGGGACUCAUCGGGCUUGCAGUAUGAUUAAACCCGGAGAACAACGGUGGUAUUGUGGGCAAUGUCAAUCCAUUACCGCAGGCCCUUCGCGGCCAAAGCUAAGACGUUUAAACAACAUAGCGGUGUCAACAAACAGUAAUGCGGACAUUGCUCGAGGUGACGAUGAGACAUCCACUAGAGAACUGGGCAAGAUUUCUUGUUCUAUGUGGCAUGAAGAACGACAUAAAGAAGACGGGAUACAUAACUUGGACAGAUUGGCCAUGUAG